GGAUUUUUUAAAAUCAAAUUUAACAUUUUUUUUUUAAUCUUCUAGUGGGGUUUCUAUUUUUUCUUUUCUUUUCAAUUCUUUCAUUGUGUUUUCACUUAUGUUUAAAGAAUGACCAUUUCUUGAUUCUUUUGAAGGAAAAAGAAAGUAUAUUGCUUUAUGCUAUUCAUAUAUAUCUAGAAAAAUAUAAUCUUGAUCCAUUCUUUACUCAUCUAUCCUUUUUUAUUUUUCCACUAGUGGGGUCAUUUUUUUUCUUUUUUCACAAAAAAGAUUGGUUCUUUAUUUCAUAUUUCUUCGAAUCUUCUAGUGGGGUUUCAUUUUUUUCAAUUCUUAUAUUGUGUUUUCACUUUAUUUUGCUAUUUUGGUUUGUGGGGUUUUGAAGAAUGACCAUUUCUUGAAAUUAUUUUGAAGGGAAAGAUGGGUGAUUUGUGUUUUUUGAAGGGAAAUAAUAUCAUGGUGAUUGGUUAUUAUUGACAAAUUGUUCUGUUGAAUGGGUUAAUUCUUCUGGAUAUAGAAAACGUGUAGUUACUUUUCCGGUUAGAUGGCUGAAAGUUAUAUGUCUCAAUUUGAUGUUGCUUCUUUGAAAGAAACACUAUGUGCUCAGCAACAGCUUCUACAGAAGCUUUACAGUGAGUUGGAUGAGGAAAGAGAAGCCUCUUCUAGUGCUGCUAGUGAAGCGUUAUCGAUGAUCUUGCGUCUCCAAGGAGAAAAAGCUGCAGUAAAAAUGGAAGCCGAACAGUACAAGCGAUUAGCUGAGGAGAAAAUGUGUCACGCUGAGGAGUCAUUAGCCAUUUUCGAGGAUCUUUUCUAUCAAAAGGAGAUGGAGAUAGCUGCCUUAGAGUAUCAGGUGCAAGCCUAUAGGUAUAAGCUGUUGAGCACGGGUUCUGUGGACCCCGGGAUCAGUGAAUUUAAAUAUCCUGAGAAUUUGUUGCAAAGAAACGAGACUUUAGCAGGAGAAAUGAGUCUCCAAGCCCUCGGAAGGCGUAACUCUGCCCCUCCUUUUCCUCUGAAAUUUCUGAAAAAGGGUGCUAUGGAAAUGGAUGAUUCAAGUUCGGAAAGAGAUUCGAAUUCCAAAACAGUGGAGGAAUACACAGGGCAAGAUAUGAACGAGCAGCAGUCGGAUACAGAGAAGAAGACUGAUAUUUCCACGACUGGAAGUAUCAAUUCGUAUUGGCAACAGAUUCGUCAGUUGGAUGAUCGAGUGAAAGAGAUUACAGGAGUUAGCUACGCGAACUUGAGGAGUGAAACGAGGUCUCCUUCGCCGCUUUCUCAAAGAAGCAUUAAGAUAAGCAGAUCAGAAAAUGAAAUGUACCAGCCUAAGCUUCACGUCAGCAAAUCAGAAAAUGACACACCUGCUGAUUCGGGUUGUUCUCCAAAUGUUCUUGAUGUCUUCGAAGUGCCUCGAGUGGAUAAGGAUACAAUCGACAUUGGAUUGCCUCCUAAACAUGAUCGCAAGAUCGUUUUGCAUAGUGAUGAAAGGCUCAACAGACCAGAUUCUGCUCAACAAGAGGCUGCAAAACAGUUAGUUAAAGAUGAAGCUGAUUUGCUAAAGAAAUACUUCGUAUCUGCACAGCGCGAGAACAAGUUACGAAGAGCAAGUGAAGCUGCUUCGCUUACCUGCCAUUUGGCAAUGUCUCGCCCUACAGCCAGCGUUUCAGAAUCUAGUGAGUUUCAUCAGCUCAAUCGUACAUCUGAGAUAGUUGAAGUUGGAAGAGAAGCCACAACACAAGAAACGGCUCGAGAAGAAGAGCUGAAGUUGUUACAUGACAUUAAGGAGCAGCUAAAUUUGAUGCAAUCUGAAAUCCAAAGUUUGAAAACUGACAAGCUCCCUCCAAGUGAUGAUGAACCGUCCUUACUUCUUCUAUCAGAGGCGAUGAUUCACUUUUGGCUUUGACCGAUCUACCAAAAGCUUGAGCGCCAGCAGUCACUGGGAAUAGCCUCGGCUCUUACAUAAUCAAGAUGCUGCCAUUCGUUGAAGUUAGUGGUUUUCUGUGACUUCUGAAUAGUGUAAGAGUAGUUUUGGUUUUAUUGUGUGGUUGCGGAGAGAUUGAUUCCUUUGUAAAUUGACCACGUCGAGUGUACAGUAUUGUAUAGCCUGCAUCUCAUCAACCAAGUUGCAUCAAGAGAGGAGUGUUUUCACAUUUGUUAUCCUGUUUUCGGUUUAACAUUUUGAUAUCAGGUUUUUGUUUUGUAUAUUUGAAAUUCUAAUUCGAGUAUUUGAAUGAAAAGGAGCAGAAUAGUAUUUGUGGAUU
This is a messenger RNA of Lycium ferocissimum, 2249 nucleotides long. RefSeq lists its product as uncharacterized. NCBI's taxonomy places the organism in Eukaryota, Viridiplantae, Streptophyta, Magnoliopsida, Solanales, Solanaceae. The record is from RefSeq and is a predicted model, not a curated record. The transcript has 3 exons. Bases 539 to 1891 code for a protein of 450 amino acids.